AUGCUUUUCUUCACCCAGUGUUUUGGGGCUGUAUUAGAUCUUAUUCACCUAAGGUUUCAGCACUACAAGGCUAAGAGGGUUUUCUCAGCUGCUGGGCAACUUGUCUGUGUUGUAAACCCAACACACAGCCUAAAGCAUGCAUCAAACAGGUGUGCAGUCUCUCAGACCUCCACGGAGCAAAGCAGUCUUCAUCCCCACCAUCCCCACGAGGCAGUGCAUGAUCCACAGCUGAUUCCCUGCACCUGCCCUCUGUUUUCUUGCCAAUGGGAAGGCCAUUUGGAAGUAGUGGUCUCACAUCUGAGACAGACUCAUAGCAUCAACAUCCUUCAUGGGGCAGAGAUUGUUUUCCUGGCUACGGACAUGCAUCUCCCUGCACCAACAGAUUGGAUAAUCAUUCAUUCUUGCCUGGGACACCAAUUUUUGCUGGUACUCAGGAAGCAGGAGAAAUAUGAAGGCCACCCUCAGUUCUUUGCCACCAUGAUGCUGAUCGGCACCCCAACUCAAGCGGAUAACUUUACCUACAGGCUUGAGCUCAACAGAAACCAGAGGCGUCUGAAAUGGGAAGCUACCCCAAGAUCAGUACUGGAGUGCAUUGACUCUGUCAUAUCAGACGGUGAUUGCCUUGUCCUUAACACCUCACUGGCUCAGCUCUUUUCUGAUAAUGGAAGCCUGGCUAUAGGGAUUGCAAUAACUUCAAGCAAAGUUCACACUGCUGAGGUGGAAAUGUGA
Messenger RNA from Alligator sinensis (Chinese alligator), 729 nucleotides. It is a transcript of the gene SIAH3, whose product is annotated as siah E3 ubiquitin protein ligase family member 3. NCBI's taxonomy places the organism in Eukaryota, Metazoa, Chordata, Crocodylia, Alligatoridae. The transcript has 2 exons. The record is from RefSeq and is a predicted model, not a curated record. Gene Ontology annotation, biological process: proteasome-mediated ubiquitin-dependent protein catabolic process; multicellular organism development. Gene Ontology annotation, cellular component: cytoplasm. Gene Ontology annotation, molecular function: ubiquitin protein ligase activity; ubiquitin conjugating enzyme binding. The coding region runs from base 1 to 729 and encodes 242 amino acids.